Ostrinia furnacalis (Asian corn borer) is the source of this 1429-nucleotide messenger RNA. Its product is annotated as trypsin, alkaline B-like. The coding region runs from base 374 to 1138 and encodes 254 amino acids. Gene Ontology annotation, molecular function: serine-type endopeptidase activity. Gene Ontology annotation, biological process: proteolysis. NCBI's taxonomy places the organism in Eukaryota, Metazoa, Arthropoda, Insecta, Lepidoptera, Crambidae. The transcript is spliced from 5 exons. The record is from RefSeq and is a predicted model, not a curated record.
CGUCCAGUGGUUUGGGCUGUGCGUUCAUAGAUCACUAUGUCAGUCAGUCACCUUUGAGUUAUAUUUAGAUCUGCCCUAUGCGAAAAUUUUUCAUAUUAUCUUAUGGAAAUCCUUGGAGGUGGCAUUUGUCCAGCAGUGGACUUCUGCUGAAACGAUGAUCCAUUAUUACCUACUCGGUUGUUAAUCUGCAGAAUGACCUUACUGUUUAUUGAUGGAUAAAAAAUUGCAAGGGAAGCCCCUACAAACAUUAAUUUUAUUACGUUAUCAUACGGAUUACGGAUUAACUAAUGAUGAUUCAACUAAUUAAUCGCUGAUUGCAAUUUAGUAUAAAUAUUGCAAACUUAAAGAUUGUUUUGUGAUACCUACAUACAAGAUGCGUUGCAUUGUUGUGUUGGUUAUUUUGGGCACUGUCGCAGUCAGUGGGCAAGCCGAUCUUCGGAUCCAAGGAGGCUCAGCCACCAGCAUCGCUACCUAUCCCUACACGGCAGCUUUAUUACUCCGGUCGCCCACUGCUGCCAACUUUAGACUGACUUGCGCAGGAGUGAUUGUCAAUACGAGAUCCAUUUUGACGGCUGCGAGCUGUGUUGCUGGCGAUAGCACCUCAAGAUGGCGGGUGCGGGUCGGGUCGAGUUCCUCAAUCUCCGGCGGUCGUCUCCUGACCAUCAACCUCAUCAGGGUUCACAGCAGCUACAGAGCUGCUACCAGAGACUUUGAUAUAGCGAUGUUGAGGACUACCACCUCUUUUGUGCAGACCCAUCUGAUACGCGCUGCGAGAUUCGCUUCAAGCGGUUAUACUUUGGUGGCGCCACAAACUGUGACUGCUGUGGGGUGGGGGGCAACAGUGUCUGGAGGAGCUCCAGUGUCAACAAUCCGCCACGUUCGCCUGAACAUCAUCAAUCAGACCACCUGCGCUAACAACUACCGCGGCCGAGGGAUCACUGUCACUGCAAACAUGGUAUGCGCGGGCUGGAUCGGCGGCCGAGGACAGUGUACCGGCGACACCGGAGGGCCCCUGGUCCACAAUGGAGUGGUGGUCGGUAUAUUCUCACGAAGCAUCGGCUGUGGACAGGCCAACCUGCCUGGCAUUAACACUAGAAUCAGCCGGUUCGCUGGGUGGAUCACUAUGAAUAGAUUUUAGGGCGGUGUGUUGAUGAAAAUGGAGUCUGCACGCAUAGCAGAAGUUCUGCGCAUAGGUGGAACAUGUUCAAAGAGACGGAGGUUGUGGAUUUUUAGUGGGUAGGCCCUCCCUUCUGGAGGAGAGAGCCUCAUAUAAACCCGCCGGCUGAUCACAGUGGCGGGUAAAUACGCAAUGCAACUCAAUGCGUUUAUAAAUACGCUUACGUCCGUAUCAAGCUUCCACUGCUGGACAAAGCCUUGAGGCUGGUUUUAGUGUCACGCGGACUGUCAGUGCGGAUCGCUCCGCACAGCC